AUGACUGGCUAUGAUCCAAUGUCUCUAUCCAUCGAAACGCCAGAAGUUGAAUUCGGUGGAGCUGCGGAUCUCGGUGAAGGUGCGGAUCUCGCUGAAGAAGCGAUAUUCUAUAGACAUAUUAUACCGGUGAUCUUCUGGAAGCUUCAAAACUGGAUUGGUGUUGGACUUGAGAGGAAGUUGAAAAUUGCUUUUUUCAAUUUCGAUCAAAUUUCUGAGAAGAUCAUAUCUUCAAGAAGAGAGGAGAUACGCCGCGGGAAAAGAGAGACAUCAAUGGACGCGUUAACGUACUACAUGAAUGUGGACACAACCAAAUAUAAGCACUUGCAACCAAGUAAUGAUAAGUUUAUAAGAGAUGUUGUUUUGAGUCUAUUGUUAGCAGGAAGAGACACCACAAGCUCAGCUCUCACUUGGUUCUUCUGGCUUCUCUCUAAGCAUCCUCAAGUUAUGACCAAGAUCCGCAUGAGAUCAAGACAAAGUUUGAUCCUACAGAUCUAG
Molecule: messenger RNA, 495 nt
Organism: Microthlaspi erraticum
Lineage: Eukaryota; Viridiplantae; Streptophyta; Magnoliopsida; Brassicales; Brassicaceae
Source: the annotation of a GenBank genome assembly